Punica granatum (pomegranate) is the source of this 1463-nucleotide messenger RNA. Lineage: Eukaryota; Viridiplantae; Streptophyta; Magnoliopsida; Myrtales; Lythraceae. The record is from RefSeq and is a predicted model, not a curated record.
GUGUGUAACUGCUACUCAAGAGAUAUUACUUAGUCCGAUCUUAUGCUCAAUUCGCUAGUCGUACAAAUUUAAUUAACUCUAUGAUGCUCAGACAAUAGAUUUUAUGUAAGCAAACACUACGAGAAUUGGAAGAUUAUGGAGGGUUAAAGAUAAUCCACCGCAACCUUCCAUAAGUCCCAUCCGAAGAAAGUUUAAUCGCUCCAUGAAUUCCUUCAGGUGGAAAUUAAUUACAUAGCAAUGUUACGAGGCUCUAAGGAGGAGGCCGCUCCUAGCAAUGUCACUAUGCCGGCUUCUUCAUCCUCUUCGACUACUACAUCCCAAAGUAGCCCGGAACUGAUCAAGCAAAACUGCAUUGGCUUCUCUGACCAUUCUACUUUUGACAUCUCUCGGGUAUGCAAGGAUGAUAGGAAGAGCACCCUUAACCACAAAGCUACCGAACUGAGGCUCGGGCUUCCUGGGUCCGAAUCUCCAGAAAGGAAUGCAGACACGUGCCUAGAACUUGAUGAGAAGCCGCUCUUUCCCCUGCAUCCUUCAAAUGAGAGCGAGCACUCUUCGCAGGAUGCAGUUAUUUCGGGAUACAGGAGAGGAUUCUCUGAUGCUAUGGACGGGUUCAUGCAGGUGAAACUUGCUGCUUCGGUGACCAAGUAUUCAAAUAUCUCUAAAAAAUUUCUCAGGUCUCAGGAUCAGGAAAUUGCUCUCCAGUUCAUCAACAGUAGUAUGCCUCCGGUGAAAGAGCGCAGGCCACCAGUCAAAUCGUUUCGGAAGAAUUCGUUAGCCCUCCCUUCAAAGAGUACUGAACAAGUAGAAGGCGCGAAGGCAGCAGCAGGCACCACUCUGUUCGUAAAAGUGAGCAUGGACGGUGCGCCUUAUCUGAGGAAAGUUAAUUUGCUUAAAUAUGCUGCGUACAAGGAACUUUCCCAUGCCGUGCGGAAGAUGUUCGGCUGCUUUACCCCAGAAUAUGAGCUGACUUACGAAGAUAAAGACGGUGACUGGAUGCUAGUAGGCGAUAUUCCAUGGGAGAUAUUCAUUGGGACUUGCAGGAGGCUGCGAAUCAUGAAGAGCUCAGAUGCUAUCGUCUAGGUAGCAUCGACAGAAAGUCUUCAUGUUGAUGCUUCCUGAGCAUAACAAGGCAUUCAUAAGAGCUAGGACCAUCAAAACAUUCACCCAUAAGGAAAAAAAUAAACAAACUAUAUCGUAGAUUUUGAUCCCAUGUUAAGUUUUCUUGCCUUUGGCAGCACCAGGUGGGGCAGAGAAGUGCAGAGGCAAUAACUAGCUGGUAAAAGAGUAUAAUGAUCUUUUUUGUCGACCACACGAAAUGCUGCCAUACGCGUAAUGUACUUUGUGAAGUUGCUAAUUAUAAACUUGUGAGGGGCUUUUCCCGCUUUGCCCAAAGCUUCGGUUCUAUGUAAUCGUACAGUGGAAGUCUUUCGGAGUUUUAGAGAAUGAGUGGAACAUUUGCCGCA